GGGGCCAUGGCCGCCCGGUGAGGCGGCGAGGCGGGGGGGCGGCCCGACCCCCCGGCCCCGGGCCCUGGGCCCCGGGGAGAGGCGAGGACGGACCGACGGACAUGGGGCUCCGGAGCAGCCGCCGCCGCCGCCGCCGCCGGAGGACGCGGCCCUGAGAGGCCGCCGGGCCCCGGCGCGGCCCCCCGGGCGGGCCGUGUUGCCGCCCGCUGUGCUAUGAGCAGUCAGAGCGCCGUCUCCACAAGAGUUUACAAAUGAAAAUGGAGGAAAUGUCUUUGUCUGGCCUGGAUAACAGCAAACUAGAGGCCAUAGCUCAGGAGAUAUACGCGGACCUGGUCGAGGAUUCUUGUUUGGGAUUCUGCUUCGAGGUACACCGGGCUGUCAAGUGUGGCUACUUCUUCCUGGACGACACGGACCCUGAUAGCAUGAAGGAUUUUGAGAUCGUGGACCAGCCGGGGUUGGACAUCUUUGGACAGGUUUUCAACCAGUGGAAGAGCAAGGAGUGUGUCUGCCCCAAUUGCAGCCGCAGUAUUGCUGCCUCCCGCUUCGCUCCCCACCUGGAGAAGUGCCUGGGAAUGGGCCGGAACAGCAGCCGCAUCGCCAACCGCCGGAUUGCCAAUAGCAACAAUAUGAACAAGUCCGAGAGUGACCAAGAGGAUAACGAUGACAUCAAUGAUAACGACUGGUCCUAUGGCUCAGAGAAGAAAGCCAAGAAGAGAAAAUCAGACAAGCUGUGGUAUCUCCCAUUCCAGAACCCCAAUUCCCCUCGAAGAUCCAAGUCUUUAAAACACAAAAAUGGGUUCUCUGUCUGUACCUCUGCAUCAAACACCCUUCCCCUUCUUUUUUCUUCUUCAGGGGAACUUAGCAAUUCGGAUCCUUUUAAGUAUAACAACUCAACUGGGAUCAGCUACGAGACUCUGGGGCCAGACGAGCUGCGUAAUCUGCUCACCACGCAAUGUGGGGUGAUUUCUGAACACACCAAGAAGAUGUGCACAAGGUCCCUGCGCUGCCCCCAGCACACAGAUGAGCAGCGGCGAGCCGUGCGGAUUUAUUUCCUCGGACCCUCAGUCGUCCUUCCAGAGGUCGAGAGUUCCCUGGAUAAUGACAGCUUUGACAUGACUGACAGCCAGGCCCUGAUCAGCCGGCUUCAGUGGGACGGCUCCUCUGAUCUCUCACCCUCUGAUUCAGGCUCCUCCAAGACGAGUGAGAAUCAGGGAUGGGGUCUAGGUACCAACAGCUCUGAGUCACGGAAAACCAAGAAAAAGAAAUCCCAUCUGAGCCUGGUAGGGACUGCCUCCAGCCUAGGCUCCAACAAGAAGAAGAAGCCAAAGCCACCGGCACCCCCAACGCCCAGCAUCUACGAUGACAUCAACUGACUUGGGUGCAGGGAUAGCCUUUGGCUGAGCAGAGCCCUCUCUCCCAACCCCCACCCAGGUGGCAAAGCCUGGCAAAUGGACGGCUGCUGGGGGUUUGGGCUUGGGAAGCUUGGUGGGCCAGGCAGGCAGAGGAUCCAAUUAUGCACCCCUGGGGGGUGUCAGGGUCCUCUGCAAUGGAGCACGACCCCUUGGCAUGCAGGACUCAGACCUGGACAUACUAUGCCUUGGACAUAAGUUUGGUGGGGAGGCCGUUUUCCUAUUUAUUCUGUGAGUUACUGGAUGUCCAGCUAGGCCAGGGGCCUGACCUGGGCACUGUGCCAGGGCACUGCCUGCCCCCCACCCCAGGAACUGGACUAAGCCCUGCCGAGAAGCAUCGUGGCUACCCGGGAGGCUGUGGGUUGGAAGCUGAGCCUGGAGGGGGCCUCCCCCAGCUGCCCUCAGCAAUGUGAAUGGGUCCGGUGCUUGGAGCUGAGGGGCAGGGCUGGGCGUGUCCUGUCUGUGUGCAGAAUCCUAUCAAAUGCCCCCAAUCCCAGGGGUAGGCAGGCACAGCAAGCUGUCUGCUGAGGUGGGCGUCCAGAGCUGCCACCGCCUUCCCUGCCCCCCACAGGGGCAGCCCUUUCCCCUCAGUCCCCAUGGGC
Neomonachus schauinslandi (Hawaiian monk seal) is the source of this 2011-nucleotide messenger RNA. RefSeq names its product ataxin 7 like 3 (gene ATXN7L3). Gene Ontology annotation, biological process: regulation of transcription by RNA polymerase II; positive regulation of DNA-templated transcription. The coding region runs from base 252 to 1373 and encodes 373 amino acids. The record is from RefSeq and is a predicted model, not a curated record. Gene Ontology annotation, molecular function: transcription coactivator activity. NCBI's taxonomy places the organism in Eukaryota, Metazoa, Chordata, Mammalia, Carnivora, Phocidae. The transcript is spliced from 13 exons. Gene Ontology annotation, cellular component: DUBm complex; SAGA complex.